Apodemus sylvaticus (European woodmouse) is the source of this 186-nucleotide messenger RNA. RefSeq names its product guanine nucleotide-binding protein G(I)/G(S)/G(O) subunit gamma-4-like. Gene Ontology annotation, molecular function: G-protein beta-subunit binding. The record is from RefSeq and is a predicted model, not a curated record. The transcript has a single exon. The coding region runs from base 1 to 186 and encodes 61 amino acids. Gene Ontology annotation, biological process: G protein-coupled receptor signaling pathway. Gene Ontology annotation, cellular component: heterotrimeric G-protein complex. Lineage: Eukaryota; Metazoa; Chordata; Mammalia; Rodentia; Muridae.
AUGCCUAAUGACAGCACCACCAGCAUCUCCCAGACCGGGAAAGCUGUGGAGCAGCUAAAGAUGACAUCCUGCAUGGACUCGGUAAAGGUCUUCCAGACAGCCUAUAACCUUGUGGUUCAGUGUGAAGCCCUUGUGCCGGAGGAUUUUAUCAUCAUCCUGGUACCUGCCUCAGAAAACCUUUUUUGA